Messenger RNA from Canariomyces notabilis, 798 nucleotides. Its product is annotated as glycoside hydrolase family 71 protein. Gene Ontology annotation, molecular function: glucan endo-1,3-alpha-glucosidase activity. The record is from RefSeq and is a predicted model, not a curated record. NCBI's taxonomy places the organism in Eukaryota, Fungi, Ascomycota, Sordariomycetes, Sordariales, Chaetomiaceae. The transcript is spliced from 5 exons. Bases 9 to 725 code for a protein of 238 amino acids.
AAAGCAAGAUGACUUCAACCGAAGAUCUCCUCUACAAGGAGAACCUUCGGGGUAAGAAGUACAUGAUGGGGGUCGGCCCAUGGUUUUACACAAACCUGGCCCAAUGGAACAAGAACUGGCACUGCCCCAGCGAGUCUCUGUGGUACGACAGAUGGAAGCAGGUCAUGGAAAUCAUGCCGGACUUUGUGCAAAUCAUUACAUGGAAUGACUUUGGAGAGUCAAGCUAUAUCUGCGACAUUGCACGGGAGCAGAUAGUCGAAGGAGCAGAGCCAUACGUUUUGGGCCAGUCCCAUGCGGCCUUUCGAUCCGUUUUGCCUUUCUUGAUCUCUGCAUACAAGGCUGGAUCUACCAAGGUCACAUUGGUUCAGAAAGAUAUUGCCAUUGCUUGGUAUCGUACCGCUCCUGUUCGGUGCAUACAGGACAAUGGUACGGUUUGGGGCCAGGGCGGUUCUAUUUUGGCAGCAUGUGGUGCCAGAGACGUCGUUUCCGUCAUGGCGGUCACCAAAGGCGCCGCUUCCAUCACGGUUGCAAUCGGGAAGUCCUACAAAGUCGUGUUUGAGACGCAAGAGCAGGACCCCAUCUCGUAUUUCGAGGUCCCCUUCGGCAGUCAUACAACAGGUGCUGUGGUGAUUUCAAUGAACGGGAAAUCAACAGUAGGGCCAGAAAUAACAGACGGUGCUGGUGACUGCAAUGCUUCUCUCAAUGCUGUCGCCAUUCAAGUUUGAGCAUACGAAGUCAUGGACUUGAGACCAUUUGUAGUAGGGAUUGAGCGAAUGAGAAGGAAGCGGGAAUAGUAAA